UAUAAAUAACCCAACUUGCUGCCUCUCCAAAACGCUCACGAGAAUUCUGUGUUUUAACAAUUUUUAUUGCUUCUUGUAUACUCUUUUCUCCUCUCCAAAUUUCUAGGGUUUUUCUCUCUUCUUCGGAAUUUUCUGAUUUGGAAAAAUCGUGAUUUGUUGGAGAAAAGUUGGAUUUGGAUCAAACAUCAAAUUUUGAUAUUGUGAAUGAUCUAAUGGAGUCAAAAGGUGGUAAUAAGAAGUCUAGUAGUAGUAGUUCCUUAUUUUACGAAGCUCCCCUCGGCUACAGCAUUGAAGACGUUCGACCAAACGGUGGAGUGAAGAAGUUCCGAUCUGCUGCUUACUCCAACUGCGCACGCAAACCAUCCUGAUAUUCCCUACACUUCUGUCCUUAACGCGUCAAUAGACGCAACCAAAAAAAAAACAAAAAGAAUUUCUGCUUUCAAUUUCUAUUUUAGUUAAGCCCUCACUCCUUUUCUUCCUUCUUUUACUACUUCCUGCUUUUGCGCUCAUUGCUCUGAACAUUUUCCGCUUUAACUUCCUUUGCUGCUGUGAACUUUUUCAUAAUGGAAAUGGACUUGCCAGUCUCUGCCAUUGGUUUUGAAGGUUUUGAAAAGAGGCUCGAAAUUUCUUUCUUCGAGCCUGGUCUGUUUGCUGAUCCUAAUGGAAAAGGACUUCGAUCUCUCUCGAAGGCACAGUUGGAUGAAAUUCUCGGACCUGCUGAGUGCACCAUUGUUGAUAACCUAUCAAAUGACUAUGUUGAUUCCUAUGUGCUGUCCGAGUCGAGCCUCUUUGUUUAUUCUUACAAGAUAAUCAUCAAAACAUGCGGCACCACAAAGUUGCUUCUCGCAAUUCCGCCCAUUCUAAGGUUGGCUGAGACCUUGUUUCUCAAAGUACAAGACGUGAGGUAUACCCGUGGGAGCUUCAUUUUCCCUGGUGCUCAAUCGUUCCCUCACCGUCACUUUUCUGAAGAAGUUGCUGUCCUCGAUGGAUAUUUUGGAAAGCUUGCUGCCGGUAGCAAGGCUGUGAUUAUGGGCAGUCCUGACAAAACACAGAAAUGGCAUGUUUACUCUGCCUCAGCUGGGCCUGUUCAGUCUAAUGACCCUGUUUACACUCUUGAGAUGUGCAUGACUGGUUUGGACAGGGAGAAGGCAUCUGUCUUUUACAAGACUGAAGGAAGCUCGGCUGCUCACAUGACUGUUAGAUCUGGCAUAAGGAAGAUCCUCCCCAAGUCUGAGAUAUGCGAUUUUGAGUUUGAACCCUGUGGUUAUUCCAUGAAUUCUAUUGAAGGAGGUGCUGUUUCAACCAUUCACAUUACCCCAGAGGACGGCUUUAGCUAUGCUAGCUUUGAAUCUGUUGGAUAUGAUCCUAAAAUCAUGAAGUUGGGUCCCUUGGUUGAGAGGGUGCUUGGAUGUUUUGAGCCAGCUGAGUUCUCUAUUGCUCUGCAUGCUGAUGUUGCUACCAAGUUACUGGAGCGUAUUUGCUCUGUUGAUGUUAAGGGCUACUCUCUUGCCGAGUGGAGUCCAGAAGAGUUUGGCAAGGGUGGUUCCAUUGUCUACCAGAAGUUCACUAGGACUCCUUACUGUGGAUCUCCCAAGUCUGUUCUGAAGGGCUGCUGGAAAGAGAACGAGAAAGAAGAAAAGGAGUAGUGUUGUCUUGAGGGUCGUUUUGCUUCUGUUUUAGUGUCUGUGUCAGUGUCGUUUGCAUAUGUUUUCCUUGUUUUCUCAGAAUAAAGGACUUAUAUGUCCAAACUUGUGUCAUGUCUGUCGGAUUUGUAACGUUUGUGUGCAAAUUCUGAACUAGUCUGGCCUCUUGGUGUUUCACCAGAUGCCUUUAUGUGUCUACAUUCAUUUUAAAUUGUUUCUUGUUGUUGGUUCUCUGUUCCGUUGUGUCUAAUAAAAGUAAGUUUGUUGUGUGUA
This is a messenger RNA of Solanum dulcamara, 1916 nucleotides long. Its product is annotated as S-adenosylmethionine decarboxylase proenzyme. Gene Ontology annotation, molecular function: adenosylmethionine decarboxylase activity. Lineage: Eukaryota; Viridiplantae; Streptophyta; Magnoliopsida; Solanales; Solanaceae. Gene Ontology annotation, biological process: spermine biosynthetic process; spermidine biosynthetic process. The record is from RefSeq and is a predicted model, not a curated record. Gene Ontology annotation, cellular component: cytosol. The transcript has 4 exons. The coding region runs from base 564 to 1646 and encodes 360 amino acids.